Lolium perenne is the source of this 660-nucleotide messenger RNA. Its product is annotated as agamous-like MADS-box protein AGL80. Gene Ontology annotation, biological process: positive regulation of transcription by RNA polymerase II. The record is from RefSeq and is a predicted model, not a curated record. NCBI's taxonomy places the organism in Eukaryota, Viridiplantae, Streptophyta, Magnoliopsida, Poales, Poaceae. Gene Ontology annotation, molecular function: DNA-binding transcription factor activity, RNA polymerase II-specific; cis-regulatory region sequence-specific DNA binding; protein dimerization activity.
AUGGCUCGUCGUCGUGGGGGCAUCAAGAUUCGAUACAUCAUGGACCGUGCGGAGCGCAGGAGGACGCUGGAGAAGCGGCUCCCUAAUCUUCUGAAGAAAACCAGGGAGUUCGCCGUCCUCUGCGACGUCCCCACCAGCCUCCUCGUGUACCUCCCAGGUAAGGACCAGCCGGUGGUCUGGCCGUCGCAGGAGGCGGCCCUAGCCGUGGUGCGUCGGUACAAAGAGGAAAGGGACUUGCAGAGGUUCAGGAAUAACCUGGACGGCCCGGAAUUCAUCCGUAAGAUGAUUGCCAAGGCGAAGGUGGAGCUGUCCACCGUCCAGCGCCAGACCAGAGACAAGGAGAUGAGCCUCCUCAUCGACGACUUCUUCGCCGGCCGCCGCAUGAGCUUCGACGACCUCUCACCGGAGGUCCUCGCUGCCCUCGAGUCGACGGUGGAGAAUAAACUCCGGGCCGUCAACGCUCGCCAACAGAAGCUCCUUGGCGCAGCCGUCCUGCCGCCCCUUCCUACGCAGCUGGUGCAGCCACCGCCUCUGGUUAUGGCGCCAACGUUUUCUUCGAACCUGCCGCCCCUUCCUCCGUCGCUCGACGCCAGCGAUGUCAGGGGCCUCCCUACCACGGAGGAACUUCAAGCUUUCUUCAUGAAUGGUGAGCUGGCCUAG